This is a messenger RNA of Diversispora eburnea, 1380 nucleotides long. NCBI's taxonomy places the organism in Eukaryota, Fungi, Glomeromycota, Glomeromycetes, Diversisporales, Diversisporaceae. The record is from the annotation of a GenBank genome assembly.
AUGACCUCAACAAAAGCUUUAAAAAUUGCAAUCAUUCACCCGGAUCUUGGAAUAGGUGGGGCUGAACGUUUAGUGGUAGACGCCGCUUCUGGUUUGACAGCCAAAGGACACAAAGUUGUUAUUUAUACAUCCCACCACGACGAAGAACAUUGUUUCGAAGAGACAAAAGAUGGUACACUUGAAGUUAGAGUACGUGGUAAUACUAUAAUUCCCCGUACUUUCUCUGGAUCAUUUUACGUCGUUUGUGCCAUUCUAAGACAAUUACAUUUGACUUUAUCGAUGAUUUUUAGUGAUAAAGAUAAAUUCGAUGUAAUAUUUAUGGAUCAAUUAUCUGCAAAUAUUCCUUUGCUGAAAUUGGCUGGAGCAAAGGUUUUAUUUUAUUGUCAUUUUCCAGAUAAAUUAUUGACGCAACGAAAAACGACCGCUAAAAGCCUGUACAGAAUUCCAAUCGAUAUUAUAGAAGAAUUGACUACUGGUAUGGCGAAUUGUUUAGUUGUAAAUAGUAAAUUUACUUCAAAUAUAUUUUGCGAAUCUUUUACUACCAUAAAAAAAAUGCCACAAAUUCUUUAUCCCGGAAUUCGUUUCGAAGCGUAUGAUAGAAAAGUCAAUACCGAUGACGAAUCAGUAAAAAUUUUGGAAACGUCAAAAAAGGUUAUUUUAUCAAUUAACCGCUUCGAAAGAAAAAAGAAUAUUGUACUUGCUAUACGUGCCUUUGCAAGGUUACAAGAAAAGUGUUUGAUUUCAUCAGAAAAAUUCCGAAAUAUGCGAUUAAUCAUUGCUGGUGGAUAUGAUUAUCGCAUUCAAGAAAACGUGGCACAUCAUUUAGAGUUGAGCGAGGUGGCAUUACAGUUGGGUUUAGAAGUCUAUAAUAUUAUGCCAGAUUCAAUCAGUGCACCACCCGAAUCAGCCCAAGUAGUCUUUUUGUGUUCUUUUAAUGACACACAAAGAACAUAUUUAUUAUCAAAAGCUCUGUGUCUUUUAUAUACACCAUCAAAUGAACAUUUCGGAAUUGUACCAAUUGAGGCGAUGUAUACUAGAUUACCAGUGAUUGCAUGUGAUAGUGGAGGUCCAAAGGAAACUAUUAUUAAUGGUGAAACUGGAGUUCUCUGUUUCCCUAAUCCAGCAGCUUUUGCAGAGGCAAUUGCUUCAUUUGUCAAUGGUGAUUAUGAUCGUGAAGCUAUGGGUAAUAAAGGAAGAUCACAUGUGCAAAAAUCUUUUUCUUUAGAUACAUUUAUUAAUUCACUUGAAGAUCUCUUAAUUAAAUUGGCUUCAGAUAAUUCAAAAAAUACACAAUUUCCACAAUUUCCUAUACAAUUUCCUUUGAUUUUGUUUUCCACAUUAAUUACAUUAUCGCUUAUUUUAUAUGGAUUAAUUUAUUAG